Molecule: messenger RNA, 1873 nt
Organism: Culicoides brevitarsis
Lineage: Eukaryota; Metazoa; Arthropoda; Insecta; Diptera; Ceratopogonidae
Gene: hfw
Product: protein halfway
Exons: 2
Coding region: 114-1628 (504 amino acids)
Molecular function (GO): protein binding
Source: RefSeq, a predicted model, not a curated record
CAUCGUUCAACUAGUAUAUUUUUAUAGUCAUAAUUUUUUAGAUAGAUAUUUUCAAGUUUUACAUUAGUUUGAACGUAUAAAACAUGUUUUAGUUAUAGCCACAAGGACACAAAAUGCACAAAUUCAUCAAUUCCGUAGUUAUUUUAAUUGCUUUGAUAUUGAUUGCGAGUUGUAGUGCAAUUGAUGACCAACAAAAUAAUGACGUGCCUUCGGAACAAGAACCAACUACGACACAAAAUUCAGAGGAUUUAAUAAAGCUUCCAGUAACCAACACUUGUUUUUACAGCGAAAAAGAUUUGUGUGAAGAGGAAGAAGUAGCUUCAACUGGUCCCAAGUGUAAUUGCAAGCUUCAUAAUUUAUACAAGAAUGCCAUGUUUUGCUGUAAUGUCACGGAUAUUGAUAAAGCUCUCAAAUGUGCCAACGCGAAUUUUACUGUCUUGCAACACAUUCACAUACGUAAUGCAAGUCUCAAUGAAGUUGAUUUCUCUGAAGCCAAAUGGAAUUUCUUCCAAACAAUCGCAAUUACGGAUGGAAAUAUAUCGCGUGUUACAAAAGAAUUUUCUAGAAUGGCAAAUUUGCAAUGUCUAAACGUAUCGAAUAAUGGCUUAGAUGAAAUACAACCGAAACUUUUGGUGCGACUUAAGCAUCUGCAGUACAUUGAUUUGUCAUUUAAUAAUCUUACAUCGCUUCCGGAAGUUACGAACCGCAAAAACUUGACGAUAAAUACGAGAGGCAACGAUAACAUGAUCUGCAAGUCAGCGAACGAAGUUUUGGGAAAAGAAUCUAUCAAAUUUGUUGAUCCAGCAAAAACUUUUUGUACGUCAAAUUCUAAGGUUUGGUACGAUACUUCGAGUUUGAUUUCGUUCAGUCAGCUACAAAGACAAAAGGAGCUCGAUAAUAAAGAAUGUCCUGUCUUUGAGGAUGGAACCAAAUGUAAUUGCAGCGUUGAACGUGUUAACUUUGUAAGCGAUGAUCAUGUCGUGUUCAAUGCACGUGUCGAUUGUAGCGGAUUGAACUUGUUAACGUUGCCCGAUAAACUUCCCGCUGACACAACCACUUUAAACAUUUCGAACAACAGCAUCUCGAGUUUAGUACAUUUUCGCAGCUCUCCAUCGUACGAUUCUCUGCAAAAUUUCAUAGCUGAUCAUAACGAGAUUACAUCAAUGCUCGAUCUCGAAGGAAGUCAUUUCAUCCAACGAUUCAAUAAACUCUCAUUACGUCACAACCAGCUAAAGUCUAUCCCGAUCUACUUGCUUUCGAACGUUCUGGAUCGUCAUCCUCAAGGUGCUGAAGUUUUUCUCGAAGGAAAUACGAUAAAAUGCGAUUGUAAUGCUGCUAAAGUUUUGAAAAUCUGGUUGCUAGCUCGCCAAUCUCACAUCAAGGAUUACGAUAAAAUUGAGUGCCAUGACGGGAAACCCGUGCUUAGUUUAUCGGAGAACUUGUGUCGAUCAUAUGUUGAUUGGACAGACUAUAUUUACUUGAUAAUCAUAGCGGAAGUGCUGCUGCUGAUAUUUCUUAUCUGCAAAGUUACAUACGACUAUUAUGUGUUCAAGAUACAUGGAUUCUUGCCUUGGCCUGCUUCGGCAAUUCCCAAAAUACCUUUUUGCGAUUGGCUUUGUGAAAACUGAAAAACUCCCCGUCCUGAAUAAUCGUCCAACAGAAACUAUCUCAUGUACGUGUCAAAUCGAUGUCAUAUCAACUCUCGCCUUAUAUUAAUAAGUGCCUACGAAUUUAUCUACAAUAUACUUUUGUUUUUUUCAAAACAGGGGACUAUACUCUCUAUAAAAUAACUAAUAAUGUAUGUUGUUAAGAUAGCUUUUUAUGUGUGAUAAAUACAAUUCAUUAUUGUAAACGAACAAAAUGAAAAUAAAGA